Molecule: messenger RNA, 977 nt
Organism: Drosophila suzukii
Lineage: Eukaryota; Metazoa; Arthropoda; Insecta; Diptera; Drosophilidae
Source: RefSeq, a predicted model, not a curated record
AUCUACAAAUAUUGACAGGAAAAUGGAUUACAUUUGGUGGCUAUCGGUGACCUAGCCAAGCGCUCCCACCCAACCAUGGAUGCCCUCAAGAUGCUGCAGGGCACCACCCAUUCGCAGUCGGCAGGAGCCCCCUCCUCGCGACUACGGCUACGGUUCCAUCUCCCCCACUGGGUAAGCUUAUUCACACAUAGUGGGUAUUACAAAGGUUUAAUAAAUAUCAUAAGUACAAUCGUAUAUAUACAUGCUUCUUUUGACAGAUUUAUCCUUCCUCAGCCUUCAAGACCGAAACCUGGCCGCCGUCUCGGAUAUUUACGCGGUCAAAGCAGAGGAUUCGUUUUGCUGGAAAAGGGUACAGGCGCCGCGGAAACUAUGCUCUACCAGCCAUGUAUUGGUAGAGCUCGCAUGGAAACGCGGCCCUCAAAGGAACAUGAGCGAUGCGCGUGUGUAUGGUCACCUCAUCCUGAGGAGCUCCAGGGGAAAAGAAGGGACAGGCCAAAAAGGCAAACAACGAGGACGAAUAAGGCUCUCGGGUCUAACUCCGGAUAAACUCACAAACAGCCACCGUCGGGCCUGGAGGCGAUGAUACCCCGGGCGGAUGACUUUCCGCCGGCGGCCAGCAGCGAUACGGAUCUCCACACGGGAAAACGGCGCUCUCCGGUGAGUGGUGCACGGGCAGUCCGAGAUUCGGCUGCCAGACAAAAUGGCGAUACUUCUCAGCGCCGCAAUGCGACCGCUGGAAGUUCGCGAGAGGAUGAGGACGCGGUACGCCGGAACGGACUCACCGGGAAAUUUUGACGUCGUCGGCGUCGAUUGUGGAAGGCUUUCCUGGCUGGUCGCUGGCACGGGUCGAACGGACACCGGUUGCUGGGCAGCCAAGUCGGGCUGGUAGGUAUGGCGAAGUAUGGCGAUGUCGGUAAAACUCCAAAUAAAUUCUUCCGGGGCCCUUUGUAUUGGGACCCCGGCUUCCUUUAUAAAUG